Pseudocercospora fijiensis CIRAD86 is the source of this 648-nucleotide messenger RNA. RefSeq lists its product as uncharacterized. Bases 1 to 648 code for a protein of 215 amino acids. The record is from RefSeq and is a predicted model, not a curated record. The transcript has a single exon. Lineage: Eukaryota; Fungi; Ascomycota; Dothideomycetes; Mycosphaerellales; Mycosphaerellaceae.
AUGGUUCGUGAUGCGGACUGGUAUACCUCCGGCUUCGUCCCAGAAACACCACCAAGCUCAACUCGCCCCACACUAUCGAGAGAAUCAAGCAAAGCAUCCUCAAGUGCCGAAAAUGCUGCAACCUCAGACUCGAAAGCCAACAACUCACAAACCAUUCCACCUCCACCAGAACUGUGCAAACCAACGUUCCGCAUGACACCUCGCAACCGCCAAGAAACCACCAACAAAGUCAUUCAAGACGCUGGAAAAGCCGCGGCUGAGCACCUGAGAUCUAGCUUCAAAGGCGCCUCAAAGCUGAACCCGUACUUGCGGGAAAUCGCUAAGCUCGAGAAUUAUCCCGAGCGGAACGGAUUCGAUUGGGAUGCUGCGAAACGCAAAGCUAGGGCUCGGGGGUGGAAGACGGGUAUUGAAGGUGGCACCAGUACGCCUUGGAUGCGGAAAGAUGCUUUGCGUAGGAGUUAUGAAGGAUUGAAUAAGAUCGCGAAAGAAGUUGCACCAGCGGUGGAGUCGCCAGCUGGAGAUGAUGUGCAGCGUGCGCCUAUGCCGAAUGGGAAGCUGAGGAGGAUUGAGAAGACCAGGGUCAAGAAGGCGCCGAAUUCGGCAAGGGAUAAUACUGAUACGAUUGAUCUGACUGGGGAUUCUCAUUGA